GAGGGCCCAGCGGGCAGCGUCCCCGAGGUCGUCGGCCGCGGCCAUGUCUGCCCGGUGCUGUGCUGGCCAGUUGGCCUGCUGUUGCGGAUCCGCUGGAUGCUCCCUCUGCUGUGGCUGCUGCCCUAAGGUCCGACAGUCUCGAACCACACGCUUCAUGUACUUACUCUACUUUGUCCUGGUUGUCGGCCUCUGCUGUGUGAUGAUGUCAUCCUCUGUGACCAAGCAGAUGAAGGAGCAUAUUCCUUUUUUUGAAGAUUUCUGUAAGGGCAUUAAAGCUGGUAACACCUGCGAGAACCUGGUGGGGUACUCUGCCGUGUAUCGAGUCUGCUUUGGAAUGGCUUCUUUCUUCUUUGUGUUUUGCCUGCUGACCUUAAAGGUCAACAACAGCAAAGGGUGCCGGGCCUACAUCCACAAUGGCUUCUGGUUCUUUAAGCUCCUGCUGUUGGGGGCCAUGUGCUCGGGAGCAUUCUUCAUUCCGGAUCAGGAGACCUUCCUGAAUGCCUGGCGCUAUGUGGGAGCUGUGGGCAGCUUCAUCUUCAUCUGUAUCCAGCUCCUCCUGAUUGUUGAGUUUGCACAUAAAUGGAACAAGAACUGGAAUGCAGGCACUACCACUAACAAGCUGUGGUACGCCUUCCUGUCCCUGGCGACGCUCAUCAUGUACUCUGUUGCUGUGGGAGGCUUGAUUUUGAUGGCAGUAUUUUACACACAGAAGGAUGACUGCACCGACAACAAGAUCCUCCUGGGAGUGCAUGGUGGCCUGUGCCUGCUAAUCUCUCUGGCAGCCAUCUCACCCUGUGUCCAGAGCCGACAACCACACUCUGGGCUGUUGCAGUCGGGGCUGAUAAGCUGCUAUGUCACAUACCUCACUUUCUCAGCACUGACCAGCAAGCCUGAAAAAAUAGCUCAAGAUGAACACGGGAAGAAUGUUACCAUAUGUGCACCUGACUUCAGUCAAGGCCUGCAUAGAGAUGAAAACAUGGUGACCUGUCUGGGCAUCUUUCUCUUGAUCGUGUGCAUCUCCUAUUCAUGUUUGACUUCAACAACAAGGUCGAGUUUGGAUGCUCUGCAGAGGCGUUAUGGAGCUCCUGAACUGGAAGUAGCCCGCUGCUGUUUUUGCUUUGGUCCAGAUGGAGAGGACACUGAAGAGCAGCAGAAUGUCAAAAAGGGACCCCGGGUCAUCUAUGAUGAGAAGAAAGGCACCGUCUACAGCUACUCCUAUUUCCACUUUGUCUUCUUGCUGGCUUCUCUCUAUGUGAUGAUGACCUUGACCAGCUGGUUCCAUUAUAAAGAUGCCACCAUUGAGACCUUCUUCACUGGGAGCUGGUCCAUCUUCUGGGUCAAGAUGGCCUCCUGCUGGAUAUGUGUGAUACUGUACUUGUGGACCCUGGUGGCCCCUCUUUGCUGUCCUUCCAGGCAGUUCUCGGUGUGAGGAUGUGCAAGUGCCCCUUGGCUCGGCAGGCCUAUGUCCCACUCUGGAGGGCUAGUCUUUGACUAUGUGCAUCAGGGGUUUGAGCAGCAACUCGUGCCCCGGGUCUGACGAUGCUUUCAGAAAACAAAAUCUCCCAAUCAGCUUUAGUCUAAAAUCCAAAAGGAAACUACCAGUUUGACUGACAGGAAUUGAAAUCUUUAGCCAAGCUGAUAGGUGCAAUUAAUUAUGUCUUUAUGCCUUA
Molecule: messenger RNA, 1670 nt
Organism: Phodopus roborovskii (desert hamster)
Lineage: Eukaryota; Metazoa; Chordata; Mammalia; Rodentia; Cricetidae
Gene: Serinc5
Product: serine incorporator 5
Exons: 12
Coding region: 44-1429 (461 amino acids)
Cellular component (GO): membrane
Source: RefSeq, a predicted model, not a curated record